Molecule: messenger RNA, 1468 nt
Organism: Nematocida parisii ERTm1
Lineage: Eukaryota; Fungi; Microsporidia
Exons: 1
Coding region: 1-1251 (416 amino acids)
Biological process (GO): endoplasmic reticulum to Golgi vesicle-mediated transport; Golgi localization; retrograde vesicle-mediated transport, Golgi to endoplasmic reticulum
Cellular component (GO): COPI vesicle coat; cytosol
Source: RefSeq, a predicted model, not a curated record
AUGCUGGCAGCUGUACUAUUACUAAGCGAAACAGGCUCACACAUAGCCAGACCGCUGGUUGAAAUGGAUAAAGAGAAAAUAUUGCAAAUAAUUGAAGUAUUCCUUGAUACAAAAGGAAAGAAGGCCCAUUCAACUGUUCUACACAGUGAGAUAGGAACUUUUUUCUAUCAAGAUAUAGAUGAACUGUCUGUAAUUGUACUGGCAGACAAAGAAGACAGAAGAAUAUCUGACUCGCUAAAAACUGUUGAAGUGCUUAGUAAAUCGUUAAUAAGAAAUGUAUCUCUAGAGAGCAAUGAAAUAUUCUUAUUACUUAGCAUAAUUGACGAAAUAUUUACAAAGGAUGGGGUAAUUAACAGGUCAGUUGAAGAAAUAACCCGAAUAAUUAAUAUACAGAGCAAUGACGAAAUACUGCAUGAGAUGAUAAUGAAAGGGAAAGAGAAAGAGAUGGAGAAAGCAGCUAAAAUGAGAAAGUUGCACCCGGCAAUUGAUGAAAUAACAAAAGAGAUGGAAGAGAUAAGAAUACUUAAGAAAGAUCUGAAAGAAAUGCCUGUGUCAGCUAUAAACUCCCGGGAGUCAAAAGCAGUACCGGAAGUGAAGAGGAGCAAGCCACUAAUUGAGAAAAUGAACAAUGGAAUAAAUCUGGUGACUCAGCAGAAGCACACUGCCACAAUAAAUUCAGAAACAGAAGCAGUCAAAGCAGAAGGAGUGGGCGAAUUAUUGAUCAGAAUAACAGAUGAGGAAUACUCUAACAUCUCUAUUGACUUAAACAAGAGCAAGCCAAGAAAUGCCCGAGCACAUCCUUCAGUUGACAAAAAGGAGUUUUCUAAUGGAAGAAUAGUCCCCAAAACAGACAUUCCAUGCAAUACAACGCUUACUCUGAUGAAGUGGGCACUUGACGAGGUGGACAUGCCAAUUGAUGUGUCUUUCUGGCAGACAGAAGUGUCAGAAGAAAGGUACAAGUUCUUUAUUGAAAUAACAGCAACUGCUGAUGUAAAGAAGGUUAUUGUAAAAGUCCCAAUAAAAAGGGUCUCGGAUAUGGAAUUACUCAAUGGAAAGGUCUGCGGGGAUUAUAUAAUUGGUGAAAUAGAGGAAUUAUCCAAAGAUGAGUCGAAAUCCGUUGAAUUCUCUGGGCUCUGUGAUAACACAGACUCUCUAUUCCCAUUCCAUGUGGAAUACACUGUUGAGGAGAGCAAAGACACUCUCUCCACUAAAAAUAACCUCAGUUCAUAUGGCAGAUGCCACAGAAAGUGAUGAAGUAGAUAAAGAGUGCAUUACAAUGGCCACAGUAAUAGAAGGCGACUGCACUGUAACUAAUAACUAAAAAUGGUUUUAGUACGUCAUAUCCCCAGAAGUACAUUUCUGUCUAGCUAGUAAUUAGAGUAAAUAUUACCAGAGAUGCAGUACCGCCUAUGGCCCGAAAUGCAUUCUGAUUUUUCUUCUGUUAUAUACAGUAGUAUUACACAAAUAU